This is a messenger RNA of Meloidogyne enterolobii, 222 nucleotides long. The record is from the annotation of a GenBank genome assembly. Lineage: Eukaryota; Metazoa; Nematoda; Chromadorea; Rhabditida; Meloidogynidae.
AUGUCACGUAUUUAUGAUCUUAUUGUUAAACAUAUAAAAACAUCCAAAGACUGUUCAAAAAUGGUUCCUGUUAUUAUCCUAAAUUAUAUUUCCUUAUCAAAUUUUAAAUUGGACGAGAAAGCAAAAAAUGUUGAAGUUGAGCAAUCCCAUGGGUUAAAAUAUACAAAAUACAUAAUUGCCAAUAAACACAAUUCAACAGUGAAAUUUUCCUUUUGCAAUUGA